This is a messenger RNA of Ruditapes philippinarum (Manila clam), 1958 nucleotides long. RefSeq names its product probable histone-lysine N-methyltransferase set-23. Gene Ontology annotation, cellular component: nucleus. The transcript is spliced from 2 exons. Gene Ontology annotation, molecular function: zinc ion binding; protein binding; histone H3K9 methyltransferase activity. Lineage: Eukaryota; Metazoa; Mollusca; Bivalvia; Venerida; Veneridae. Bases 34 to 870 code for a protein of 278 amino acids. The record is from RefSeq and is a predicted model, not a curated record.
UAGGAUCGGUGAGUGUCGUGCUAAGUGUUUACCAUGAGAAAAAUGUCGGAUAAAAUGAAAAUAGAUAUUUCGGGCGGAUGUGAAAACAUUCCUAUACAUUUAGAAGAUGACAUGCAUUGGGAGUGUUUAAACACUUUUAAUUAUGUCUGCUGUAACAUACCAGGACCCGGAACUGAAACAACUGACUUUGAGGAACAGAUGCCUGGCUGUUCAUGUACAGAAACGUCAUGUGACACAAAAUGUCCGUGCAUGAAAUAUGGACCGUCGUAUACUUGUGACGGAAAACUUCGGAAAACAAUAUCUACUGGAAUUGAAUUAAGUGUUCUUAAUGAAUGUAACUUAUUAUGCACGUGUCCUGACUCUUGCAGUAAUAGACUGGUACAGCGUGGAAUAAAACACCGCUUAGAAGUCUUCAAAUCGGAUGGUAAAGGUUUUUGUCUGCGGACACUUGAGGCAAUAGACUAUGGAGAAUUUGUGUGCGAGUAUGCUGGUGAAAUACUUACACGAGAAGAAGCCAAAACGAGGUUUGACAAACAGGAAAAGUGUGACAUGAAUUAUAUCUUUAUGCUUAAUGAACAUUUCACUUCCGGUGUUCAUACAACAUUCAUUGAUCCUGGUAAGAUUGGAAAUGUUGGGAGGUUUAUUAGUCAUUUCUGUGAACCGAAUUUGUCUGUAUAUCCGGUGCGCGUGCAUAAUCUCGUGCCAAAAGUGUGUUUAUUUGCUGCACGUGACAUUUAUGCAAAUGAAGAAUUGACUUACAGUUAUGGUCAAAGUUAUCCGGGUACUACAGAUGAGGACAAAAAGAUUUGUAAAUGUAACUCAGAAAAAUGCAGAGGAUUUCUCCCAGUUGAUCUUUCUGUUUUGAAAUAAAAUAUAUGAUGCAAAUUUUAUAUCAAGUGAUGGAUUAUAAAGAAACGUAUUUGAAUAAGCAGGGACGUCCAUGGUCAAAUGGUUAAGGUCAUUUACUUCAAACCACUUGCCUUUCACCUCUGUGGACUCGAAUCUCGCCACUAACGAACUUUGGAUUAUUUCAUGUGAGGGAGCUAUCAAGCUAUAGCUUACGGAAUGUCUGUGGCUGAACUCGGUGCCUGUUCGUUCCUGAAGUAAUGCACGGGUGGAGUAAAGUGUCACUUGGGUCAAUGUCACUUAUGCUAAGGAUAGAUUUGUACACAUCUGCUCUUGUUGUCUUUAUUUAUUGACCUAUAUACAUUGAAAACUAUGACAAAUGUGCAGCUUUGGUGAGAAUCCAUCGACAUAAGCGAUAUUUCUUUUUAUUAUAGAGGGGUUGAAGGAUAAUAAAAUCUGUCAUUUACAAAUUUAAAUCUGAUUUCGCUACUGAUAACAAUAGGUAAUUUCAAAUGAGUUGUUUCUUUUGUCUUACAUGUUAUUCUCCUCCAUAUCCCAUGUAGAAUUUAACUACAUGUAGUGGACUUGUUUUGUUUGAAUUAAGAACUAUCCCUUUUUCGUGUAUAAAAUGCAUGUAGUAAAGUAUUUAAGCACCACUGCUCGUUUUAUUCAAUCGUAUUCAAAUUGCCAAGAUAUGCUAGUCGGCUUGGCUCUACGGCAGAUAAGUAAUUAUUAGUGCUGGCUAUUUAACCCUUACCACGUUGAAUAUUUUAAAUUGACUUGUCCAGCGUUCAAUUUGAACAAAACCAUUAAUCUUUUUAAAGAAAUACUCAAUAUAUUUACUUACUGAAUAGCAACCAGUGUAGCUGUCUCUCGGGCUUUAAAACGUGAAAAAAACGUUUAAGUCAUAUUUCGAAUUUCCAGUUUUUUUCUAGUGAAGGAAGGCCUUACUAAGAAACUCCCUCCAAAUAUAUUUUACACAAAAAGAUUUGCAAUUUGAUAUACAAUAUCUACUUAUUUUAAUAUUAUGAUAAGAAAUCCAUACUUAUAAUCAUGAAAUAUAAUUAUGAAAGUUGGUUUUUCAUUUCAGAAUAAUGAAUUAUAAGAGGAAA